Molecule: messenger RNA, 1416 nt
Organism: Halteromyces radiatus
Lineage: Eukaryota; Fungi; Mucoromycota; Mucoromycetes; Mucorales; Cunninghamellaceae
Product: FAD binding domain-containing protein
Exons: 3
Coding region: 1-1416 (471 amino acids)
Molecular function (GO): oxidoreductase activity; FMN binding
Source: RefSeq, a predicted model, not a curated record
AUGAACUCGAAAAUUGUUGCUAUUGUAGGAGGGGGAUUGGCUGGUUUAUCAGCAGCUGUGGAAGCCCAUGACCAAGCUUAUAACCACUAUAUUGAUGCAACCAUUCUAUUACUGGAAAAGGAAAACAAUAUUGGUGGUAAUUCAAUGAAGGCCACUUCUGGUAUCAAUGGUGUAGAACCAAAGUACAAUGAUACUAUGGGCGCGUUUUAUAAGGAUACAAUACAAUCUGGUGGUGGACAAGCUGACCUUGUAACGAAACUUGUACAAGACUCACCUUCAGCACUGAAUUGGCUUGAACAAGCUGGUGUGGAUUUGUCGGUUGUUUCCCAAUGUGGUGGACAUUCUUAUCCUCGCACUCAUCGUUGUGGUCCUGGACCGAAUGGUGCUCCUAUUCCUAUUGGCUUCAAACUGGUGGACACACUGAAAAAACGCGCUCAGAAUCUCGGGAUUGAUAUUCGGACAAAUGCUCGUGUUACUUCUAUCACGUAUAAUCAACUUCCUCCUUUAUUUACUUUGACCAUCAACAACAAUGAUAGUGAGCGUAUAUCAGUAGAUGCUUUGAUAUUGACAAGUGGUGGAUUUGGUGGACAAAUACAUGCAACUGAUCUGGAUAACAAGACUACUCUCUUGAAAGAAUAUGCACCUCAAUGGGUAGACAGAGCAACGACCAAUGGACCUUGGGCAAAUGGGGAUGGUGUGCGUUUAGGUUUAUCUCUUGGGGCAACCACUGUGGACAUGGAUCAAGUUCAAAUUCAUCCAACUGGAUUUGUUGAUCCUAACAAUCCAACUGCCAUGUCGAAAUUCUUAGCUCCUGAGGCUUUACGUGCUUAUGGUGGGAUAUUACUGUAUCAAGGACGUCGAUUUGUCAAUGAAUUGACAACAAGAGAUUUAUUGACUCAAGCUAUUUUACAAGUGACCUCUGGACAAUCAUCACCAUCUAUUUGGUUACUUUUAUCUGAUCAAGCUGGACAUGAUUUUGGUGAAUCCUCUUUGGCAUUUUAUGAAAAGAAAGGAUUGAUCAAAAAGGUGAAUAAUAAUGAAGAUGAUUUGGCUCAGGCAAUGCAACUGGAUGAUUCAUCUAUUCUAAAGCAAACAUUAGAACAAUACGAUUCUCAACAAAAUGGUAAACUGGAUUCUUUCGGUAAAUCUCGAUUUCCUACAAAGCUGGUCUCCUCUCCUUAUUAUUGGUUGGCUCAAAUUACUCCUUGUGUACAUUAUACUAUGGGUGGAUUGAAAAUCAAUACUGAUGCUCAAAUAUUGGAUAAAGAAAACAAUCUACCUAUACCAGGAUUAUUUGGUGCUGGUGAAGUGACAGGUGGUGUUCAUGGAUCCAAUCGUUUAGCAGGAAAUUCACUCUUAGAAUGUGUUGUUUAUGGAAGAACUGCCGGUAUCAAUGCAAUCAAAUCUUUAAAUUGA